Messenger RNA from Amyelois transitella, 1928 nucleotides. Its product is annotated as UDP-glucosyltransferase 2. Gene Ontology annotation, molecular function: UDP-glycosyltransferase activity. The record is from RefSeq and is a predicted model, not a curated record. The transcript has 4 exons. Lineage: Eukaryota; Metazoa; Arthropoda; Insecta; Lepidoptera; Pyralidae. Bases 320 to 1912 code for a protein of 530 amino acids.
AUCGCGGGCGGAAGCUAGUUUCAUAAUAUAUUCUUCCACCAAUAUAUAUUAUCUUCUCAUAAACACCCAAUCAAAAAAUGCUCACUCAUGUAAUAUUCCACUUACGACACCGGCUUGCAGUACAUACGUAUCUGUCUACCAUACACCUAUUUUAUGAUUUACCUAGUACCUCUCCGAAUGACCAUUACAGCCAUCAUAGAUAGGCCUAUCUACCUACGUGCUAUCAUAUUAUUAUCAUUUACGAUAUACCUAAUUAAAUCAAAAACUGACGAAGUUAAAAUAGUAUCAACAAGCCUCUACCGAGAUUUUACAAAACCCAAUGCCACCGCACCGCAGUCACUUGCCGGUAUUCAUACGAAGCGGGCAACUCGCCGCGACCAUUACGCGAUCAAUCAAAAUGAAGUUUACGUUUUUCAUUUUGUUCGGAAUAAUAACUACUAGCCAAGCACUUAAUAUACUAGGAAUAUUCCCAUACCAAGGAAAAAGUCAUUUCAUCGUGUUCAAAGUUUAUUUGCAAGAAUUAGCAAACAGAGGGCAUAAUGUAACUGUGAUUUCUCACUUCCCUGAAAAGGAUGCUCCUAAUAAUUACAAGGACAUAAGUCUGGCUAAAAGUGCUAGCCCCAUUGAAGAUAGUGUGCCUGUAGAAAGGUCUUACUUAACUAUACUUGGUAUGCUUUAUUACUUAACAGAUACUGGAAUAGAAAACUGCGAAGCUAUGUUGGCGAACCAGGAAGUGCAAAGACUAAUUAAAGAAAAAACUAAGUUUGAUGUAGUUGUUUUAGAACAAUUCAAUAGUGACUGUGCUUUAGGUAUAGCAUACAAAUUAGGAGCUCCGGUUGUCGGAACAGUAGCUCAUAUUCUGAUGCCUUGGCAUUACCAGCGAUUAGGAAUUCCGUACAACCCGGCGUAUGUUCCUUUCCAUUUCCUUGAAGGUGGGACAAAGCCUUCCCUCUAUCAAAGAGUUGAAAGAACUUUAUUCGACAUUGGAUUCCGGUCACUUUAUUACCUUCGCACCCAAAGGAGUAAUGAAAUUACUCUAGCGAAGUAUUUCGAUGACAUACCACCUUUGGAAACUCUAGCUCGAGAGAUCAAGUUCCUGUUGGUCAGUCACAAUUUCAUGUUGACUGGGUCAAGGUUGUUUCCAGCCAACGUCAUAGAGGUCGGUGGAUAUCAUGUAUCUAAAGCAAAACAGUUGCCUGCGGAUUUAGAAAAAUUCAUCCAAAGCUCCGAGCACGGUGUAAUUUAUAUUAGUUUUGGGUCGGUUGUGAAGAGUUCAUCGAUGUCAGAAACACAGAUUCAAGCUAUAUUGGGGGCCAUGGCAAAAUUACCACAAAAAUUUAUAUGGAAGUGGGAAAGUGACACGUUGGUAGCCGACAAAAAUAAAUUGUAUGUUGCGAAGUGGUUACCGCAAGUCGACAUAUUAGCUCAUCGAAAAACAUUAGCAUUCAUGUCUCAUGCUGGCAUGGGUGGGACAACAGAAGCCAUUCACUACGGAGUACCUAUGGUCGCUAUGCCUAUAAUGGGAGAUCAACCUGCAAACGCAGCAUCAAUUGAAGAAAGUGGACUUGGCGUCCAAUUACAAGUCACAGAACUCACCAAAGAGAAUUUAUUAGCUGCAUUUAAGAAAGUGUUGGAUCCGGAAUUUCGUGAAAACGUUAAUCGCCUUUCAAAAGCUUGGCACGAACGACCUCUGUCUCCUUUGGACACGGCUGUAUUCUGGACUGAGUUUGCGGCAAAGCAUUCUAAAUUCACUUUUAGGACAGCCGCGGCGGACGUGCCUUUCUAUCAAUACAUCAAUCUAGAUGUCUACACGAUCCUAACAUUGAUAGCAAUGUUGCCGGUUAUUGCUGUAUGGAUCUUGUGUUGCAGAACGAAGAAAGUAGUCGAUGCCAAGAAUAUAAAGAAAAAUUAAAUUAAUCCAAUAUUGU